This is a messenger RNA of Rhinopithecus roxellana (golden snub-nosed monkey), 723 nucleotides long. RefSeq names its product granulysin (gene GNLY). Gene Ontology annotation, biological process: killing of cells of another organism; defense response to bacterium; antimicrobial humoral immune response mediated by antimicrobial peptide. The transcript has 5 exons. The record is from RefSeq and is a predicted model, not a curated record. Bases 113 to 550 code for a protein of 145 amino acids. Gene Ontology annotation, cellular component: cytolytic granule. Lineage: Eukaryota; Metazoa; Chordata; Mammalia; Primates; Cercopithecidae.
CAGUGACACAGGAAAGAUGACAUACAAAAAGGGCAGGACCUGAGAAAGGUUAAGCUGCAGGCUCCCUGCCCAUAAAACAGGGUGUGAAAGGCAUCUGAGCAGCUGCCCCACCAUGGCUACCUGGGCCCUCCUUCUCCUUGCAGCCAUGCUCCUGGGCAACCCAGGUUUGGUCUUCUCUCGUCUGAGCCCUGAGUACUUUGAAGUGGCGACAGCCCACCCGUGUGACAAGGAGCAAUCCUGCCUGUGCCUGGCCCAGGAGGGCCCCCAGGGUGACCUGUUGAUCAAAAUGCAGGAGCUGGCCUUCGACUGCAAGACCUGUCUAAGGAUAAUCCAGACACUGAAGGUUAUGGUGAAACAGCCCACCCAGCGAAGCAUUUCCAAUGCUGAGACCCGCGUGUGUAGGAAGGUGAGCUCACAAUGGCGUGACGUCUGCAAAAAUUUCAUGAGGAGGUAUCAGCCUAGAAUUACCCAGGGCCUCUUGGAGGGAGAAACUGCCCAGGAGAUCUGUGUGGACCUCAGGUUGUGUGAACCUUCUAUGGGUUCCCUCUGAGCCCUCUCACCCUGUCCUGUGGAAGAAGCAUAGGCUCCUGUCCUCAGAUCCCGGGAACCUCAGCAACCUCCACCGGCUCCUCGCUUCCUCCGUCCAGAAUCCACUCUCCAGUCUCCCUUCCCCGACUCCCUCUGCUGCGCUCCCCUCUCAGGAGAAUAAAGUGUCAAGCAAGA